Lactuca virosa is the source of this 355-nucleotide messenger RNA. The record is from the annotation of a GenBank genome assembly. Lineage: Eukaryota; Viridiplantae; Streptophyta; Magnoliopsida; Asterales; Asteraceae.
UCCUUCAUACAUUUCAUUCCUAAUUUCAUUCCUAGGUAUCCUCUCCACACAAUCAGCCAAAAUCGUAUAUCGACAUCCCAUGAGACUCGCCGUGAUCGAUUGCAAGGAUUCGAAGUUCGAAAAGGACUUACUUUAUGAAGACAUUAACGCUCCUCAAUGGAUUGAUUUCACCAAUCAUGAUCCUCCUGUUGAUGAUGCAGCUUGGUUCUGCCGCCCUGAUUUUUUUGUGAUAACUGGAAUUGGAGAGGCUUUGAAUGAUUUAAAUGGCAAAAGAAGGAUUCUGAUUUCUGGAUCCAUUCAUUACCCACGAAAUAACCCCGAGGUGUGGCCAGAUCUCAUUCAGAAGGCUAAAUAA